This is a messenger RNA of Astyanax mexicanus (Mexican tetra), 2754 nucleotides long. It is a transcript of the gene mcm6l, whose product is annotated as MCM6 minichromosome maintenance deficient 6, like. Bases 150 to 2633 code for a protein of 827 amino acids. The transcript is spliced from 17 exons. The record is from RefSeq and is a predicted model, not a curated record. Gene Ontology annotation, cellular component: nucleus; MCM complex. Gene Ontology annotation, molecular function: single-stranded 3'-5' DNA helicase activity; single-stranded DNA binding; ATP binding. Gene Ontology annotation, biological process: DNA replication initiation; mitotic DNA replication; double-strand break repair via break-induced replication. NCBI's taxonomy places the organism in Eukaryota, Metazoa, Chordata, Actinopteri, Characiformes, Acestrorhamphidae.
GUGCUGAGGUUUUGGUGGUAGUGUUUUCAGUGUUGAAAACUCUUUCUGUCUGUCUGUCUCCUCUAUUUCAGCUCUCUUUCUCCUCCUGCUAAUUCUGUGGGUUUAUUUUAUUCUAAUUAUAUAUAUAUAUUAGCUGCAUAUUUGUUGUAAUGGAACCAGCAGAAACCACUAAUGCAGGAGUUCAGGUGCGCGAUGAUCUGGCUGAGAAGUGCCAGAAGCUGUUUCUGGAGUUCCUGGAGGAGUUUCAGGAUAAAGUUGGAGAUCCACUGUAUUUACCUGAAGCUCAGGAGCUGAUCCGGCCUGAGAGGAACACCCUGACCGUCAGCUUCACCAACAUAGAGCACUACAACCAGCAGCUGGCCACCACCAUCCAGGAGGAGUACUACAGGGUUUACCCGUUUCUGUGCAGAGCUGUGCGCCACUUCGCCCGCGAUCAUGGGAACAUACCACCAUCUAAAGAGUUUUACGUGGCUUUUUCUGACUUCCCUUCAAGACAAAAGAUUCGUGAGCUGUCCACGGCACGUAUCGGCACUCUGCUGAGGAUCAGUGGUCAGGUGGUGAGGACUCAUCCUGUUCACCCUGAGCUGGUCAGUGGGACGUUCCUCUGUCUGGACUGUCAGUCGGUCAUUAAGGACGUGGAGCAGCAGUUUAAAUACACUCAGCCCACCAUCUGCAAAAACCCUGUAUGUGCCAACCGCCGCAGAUUCAUGCUGGAUACAAACAAAUCUCGCUUUGUAGACUUUCAGAAGGUACGUAUUCAGGAGACGCAGGCGGAGCUCCCUCGUGGAUCUAUUCCCCGCAGUGUGGAGGUGGUCCUGAGGGCCGAGGCUGUGGAGACGGCUCAGGCUGGAGACCGCUGUGACUUCACUGGAACCCUCAUCGUGGUGCCUGAUGUUUCUGCGAUGGCUCUGUCUGGCACCAGAGCGGAGACCAGCUCCAGAGUAACUGGGAAGGAGGGCUUUGAAGCAGACGGUAUUCAGGGUCUUAAAGCUCUGGGUGUUCGAGAGCUGUCCUACAGACUGGCCUUUCUGGCCAAUUAUGUUGCACCUACAAACCCCAGGUUUGGAGGUAAAGAGCUGCGUCAGGAGGACCAGACAGCAGAGAGCGUGAAGAAUCAGAUGACCGUUCAGGAGUGGGAGAAGGUGUUCGAGAUGAGUCAGGACAAGAACCUCUAUCACAACCUCUGCACCAGCCUCUUCCCCACCAUCCAUGGAAACGAUGAAAUCAAACGAGGGAUUUUGCUCAUGCUUUUUGGCGGAGUCGCCAAGACCACCAUGGAGGGGACGUCCCUGAGAGGAGACAUCAACGUCUGCAUCAUCGGAGACCCCAGCACCUCCAAAAGCCAGUUCCUCAAGCAUGUUGAGGACUUUGUGCCGAGGGCGGUGUACACCAGUGGCAAGGCCAGCAGUGCCGCCGGUCUCACCGCCGCUGUGGUUAAAGACGAGGAGUCUCACGAGUUCGUGAUCGAGGCUGGAGCUCUCAUGCUGGCUGAUAAUGGUGUGUGCUGUAUUGAUGAGUUUGAUAAAAUGGACUUGAAGGAUCAAGUAGCCAUCCACGAAGCCAUGGAGCAGCAGACCAUCUCCAUCACCAAGGCUGGAGUCAAGGCUACUCUGAACGCCCGCACAUCUAUCCUGGCAGCAGCCAAUCCUAUCGAUGGCCGAUACAACCGCUCCAAGUCUCUGAAGCAGAACGUCAACAUGUCCGCCCCAAUCAUGUCCAGAUUUGACCUGUUCUUCAUUCUGGUGGACGAAUGCAAUGAGGUGACUGAUUAUGCCAUAGCCAGACGAAUUGUAGAUCUCCAUGCUAGAAAUAUAGAUUCAGUGGAACGGGUUUAUGCAAGUGAGGACAUUCAGAGGUAUAUACUUUUUGCCCGGCAGUUUCAACCGAAGAUCACUCCAGAGGCGCAGGAGUUUGUGGUAGAGCAGUAUAAACGUCUGCGGCAGAGAGACGGAGGUGGCACUACUAAAUCUGCCUGGAGAAUCACAGUGAGGCAGCUGGAGAGCAUGCUGCGUCUGUCCGAGGGCAUGGCCCGCCUCUACUGCUCAGAUGAGGUUCAGCCCAAACAUGUGAAGGAAGCGUUUCGACUUCUGAAUAAGUCAAUCAUUCGCGUCGACUCCCCUGAUAUCAACUUUGACCAGGAGCAAGACGACAACGAGGAUAUUAAUGGUCAGAACGAGGCGUUGGGUGGGGAAGUGAACGGUGUGAAGGGUCAGAACGGUGUAGCAGCUGAUGCUGAGGAGGCCAUGGACACUGGAGAGGCCGAGCGGCAGGAGAAGAGUAAUAAAGCCCAGCCGGCCGUACGCAUGUCCUUCUCUGAGUACCGGAGACUCUCCAACCUGCUGGUGCUGCACAUGCAGAAAAUGGAGCAAUUGGAUGAAGAGUCGUCUCUGAAGAAGAGUGAGCUGGUGAACUGGUACCUGAAGGAGAUUGAGGGUGAGAUCGACUCUGAGGCUGAGCUCAUCGCCAGGAAGAACCUGAUUGAGAAAGUGCUGCACAGAUUGGUGCAUUAUGAUCAUAUUAUCAUAGAGCUGACUAAGACAGGCCUGAAGAAGGUCUCUGAGGAGGGGGAGGAGCCUGUUAUGGAGGAAGACCCUUUCCUAGUGGUGAAUCCUAAUUAUAUUCUGGAAGACUAGAGAAGUCUUUGGUAUAUCAUGGCCAUUCUCACCUGUUGCAUGUUUAUUGAAUAUGUAUUUAUUGAUUUAUACGUGUAAUAUUUAUAAAAAAAAAAAAAUAAAGUGAAACUGUGUAUUGUCA